Molecule: messenger RNA, 1024 nt
Organism: Hevea brasiliensis (rubber tree)
Lineage: Eukaryota; Viridiplantae; Streptophyta; Magnoliopsida; Malpighiales; Euphorbiaceae
Product: fasciclin-like arabinogalactan protein 12
Exons: 1
Coding region: 89-895 (268 amino acids)
Source: RefSeq, a predicted model, not a curated record
UCAAUCUUUUAUUGCACAUCAAACAAUAGCAGAGUAAUCCCAUUGUUUCCAAGCAAUUCAAGCUAUAUUGCUCAAGAACGCAACAAAUAUGGCGCAACAAUCUUUCUUCUCGUUUUCAAUUCUCCUCCUCUUCCUGCACUGCACCAACGCUCAGUCACCUGCUGCUUCUCCAGUACAAGCACCGCCAGUAGCCCCUGUACAGGCACCGCCUGCACCCCCUGCACAGUCACCAUCCGGGGUACAAGUAGCUGCUUCACCUGGCCCCCUUGAUGUCGUUAAAAUUCUCGGGAAGGCAAGCCACUUCAGUGUGUUCGUCCGCCUAUUGAAAGCGACCCAAGUGGAUACAGAGUUAUUCUUGCAGCUUAACAAUACCAACAAUGGAGCAACCAUCUUCGCACCAAGUGAUGGCGCAUUUUCAGGCCUCAAAGUAGGUACUCUGAAUUCUCUAAGCGAUGGAGACAAGAUAGAGUUGGUGAAGUUUCAUAUAUUGCCUACUUUUAUAUCGACUUCCCAGUUCCAGACAGUAAGUAACCCCGUAAGGACACUGGCCGGAGCAGGCAACCGGUUUGCGCUUAAUGUGACCACCGGAGGGAAUUUAGUGAACAUAACAACAGGACUAACCAACACAACCAUUUCUGGCACUGUAUACACCGAUUCCCGGGUUGCGAUUUAUCAGGUUGAUAGGGUGCUACUUCCUCUGGACAUGUUCACACCUAAGCUUCCUGCUCAAGCUCCGUCGCCGGCAGUGGCACUGGCUCCAGAAAAGCCGAAGAAGGCUCCCAUUGUAGAGAGUCCUACCGUUCCUAAGGAUCUUUCUGGAGCAGUGAGUUCAUUUGUGCAGAAUAAUUGGGCCCUGCUCGCAGCUGGUACAGUUUCUGCAAUGCUUUCCUCGUGAUUAUGUGUAAAUUAAAGGGUUUUCACUAGUUAUGAUGCGGCUUUAAUUUGUGUUAUUAAAUGGUGUUGAUGAAGACAUGAGUUACAGAUUUUUCUUGUCUACGUUGGUGUAACAUGAAUUUUAAAAUAU